This is a messenger RNA of Styela clava, 3265 nucleotides long. RefSeq names its product solute carrier family 2, facilitated glucose transporter member 5-like. NCBI's taxonomy places the organism in Eukaryota, Metazoa, Chordata, Ascidiacea, Stolidobranchia, Styelidae. The record is from RefSeq and is a predicted model, not a curated record. Gene Ontology annotation, cellular component: plasma membrane. Gene Ontology annotation, molecular function: D-glucose transmembrane transporter activity. Gene Ontology annotation, biological process: dehydroascorbic acid transport.
AAAUGUCAUUAUUCUCAUUAUCAAAUGCUAGCGAAAAAAGGCUAUUUUUGCAAUAUUUUGUGGUGAACGGCCUGUUUAAAAAGGAAGCACUUCCGAGAAACUACCAUUCCGUGAGUCAUAUGACGACAAGCUUCAGAUAUGGAAAAGAAAUCCGUGCAAAACUCCUGGUACUGCGCAUUUGUUCUACAUGUAUCAAUACAUCCAAUAGCGAUUAUGGUUCCAUAUGCACUGACGUGUAUGAACCCGAUGAUACCUGUCAUUGAACGCCUAUAUAAUGAAACCUAUAUGAAUCGCCAUGGAGAAGAGUUGCCUGAAAACACUUGGACAUUACUUUUAUCAAUGACAAUGUCCAUGGUUCUGAUUGGGGCGUUUGUUGGUUCUUUGUCCUUUAAACUUCUUCUUAAUUGUCUGACCAGAAAACAAGUGAUGAUUACAUUGCAUGUAUUAAAUGCAAGUGGGUAUGUUAUAAUAGCAAUUGGAGGUGGAAUUUGGGGAGCCUAUGAAGCAUUUGUGUUGGGGAAAUUUGUAACCGGAUUAGGACUUGGCCUCGGAUUGAGUAUAAUACCUCUGAUCAUCAACGAGACAAGUGUACCACACCGACGCGAGUUCUAUAGCGCCGUAUUUGGUACAAGCAUGUCUUCAGGAUCAGUAAUUGGCGUAUUUGUUGGCUGGUCGAAGGUACUAGGAACCGACGAAACGUGGGUAGGAGUUAUGCUUUUUGGAAUGAUUACAUCUGCAGUAUAUUUGGGUGGAGUUUAUUGGAUAGAAGAAACACCAUAUCAAGCAAAGCUAAAGUACGGAAACCAACAGGCUAAAAGAAUUUUGGAAAAACUUAGAAGUGGCGGAAGAUUCAGUUCAGAUCUCGAAAUGGAAAUGAAGUCACUUUUAGGAGAAACCAGUGAUGGAUCUACCGAGGGUGGUGUAGCAACACUUUCCGAGGUCUUGACGACACCCCAGUACAGACGACAUUUCAUUGGUUCCAUAGUUCUGUUCUCUUAUAUGAUGAUCUGUGGACUGAACAACAUUCUCUUCUUCUCGGAUCAAAUAUUUUUAAGCGCCAACGUUGAUCCAGAAGUUGUGACACCGGCAACCCUGGGAGUUCUUUCAAUGGGCCCGAUCGUUUCAGUCGGAGGGAUGUUUCUCCUGAAGUUUAUUGAACCAAAAAAGCUUCUGCUGUUUGGAAGUGUUGUCAUGAUAUUAGGAGAUAUAUUCAUGACAACAAGUCAGGCGACAUACGAACAGAUUCCAGCUAUGACCUAUGGAGCUAUUGCUGCAGUUUUUGUAUUUUAUUUUGGCUAUAUGUUUUUAAAUCUGCUUGCUCUCAUGAUAGUUGGAUCUAUCACAAUAGACAGAACACGUCCUGUAUGUACAAACAUAGGUGGAGCUGCCUUAUGGUUUUCAGCUUGGCUUGUUGGAUUUUUAGCCACAUAUUUGAAGAUCUGGAUUGGUCCGUUUGCUUUUCUUGUCUGGAUGGGGUUCACUAUCAUAAUAACCGUUUACAUCAUAUUUUAUCUACCCAAUACAAAAGGAAAAACAUCUGAGGAAAUUCAAGAAUUUUAUAAAAACAAUUGAUGUGAAAAACUUGACUGAAACAACGUAAAUAUGGCUGCUUUUCAGUCUCAAUUAAAAAACAUCUGUGUGCAGAUGAAUUAAUUUGUUCAUAUCUUGACGAAAGUUGUCAAUCAGAAUUAAGUCAACGUAAAAAUGUGAUUUUCGUUCGCAUUAUUCAUAUUCAGGUAUUUUUUUACAUAACGAAUGCAGUUGCAAAUGCAAUUACUUGAAUUUUCUACGAAUAAUUUUUACGGCGACAAGAGCAGCGACUCAGCGAGCAUAUCCUCUAUUGUUGGUUCGUAGCCCAUGGCUACCUAUAAACAUUGAUGGGUGCGUGAUGGGCACACAGCAAGGGCGAAUUUUUUAGUAGAACCCUGAAUAUUGUGGUUUUUGUAUGAUUGUGAUUGCUGCCAGAAGCAAAAUGAUUUAUUUGAUGUUAUAAUAUUUGACAACGUUACAUUAUCGCAUGUAUUGUGUGUGUAUGCUUUCUCAGUACUAUUAACUGCUCUACGUCUCCUGAGGUAGAUAAAUGGGCAGAAUAUAUAUAUUGUUUAUAACCAUAUGUAUAUAGCCUACGUAUCUUAAAAAAGUUUGUAAUAUAUAAUGAUGCCAUUAUUUUUGGAAGCUUUAUCUGAAAACUAAAAAUGCUUCUGCGGGGCACAUCUAGGUACUAACACGCAAAAGUCGUUUAAAAAUCCCGCAGACUUUUUUGUAACUUAAAACAAUUGGCUCAAAUUUCAAAUGAUAUGAGAUUCUUUUACAAAUAUUCUUAUAUCCUUGAUCAGGCAAAGAAUACUAGAAGAGAAUUCUCCUAAACACAACACUGCUAUUGCAAAAGUGAAUAUGUUAGACUAAGCCGAGGAACAGUAUUUUAUAUAGUUCUCCCUUUCUAUGGCUGUGGGAUUUAUUUGAAGCGAAGCAUGUAUAGUAUUUUUAUCUAGUUCUCCAAAUAUAAAUCUCCCACGUGAAUCUCGCUUUAACUUCUCUUUGAAUUCUGCAUCUUCAACAACAAGCAGAACAACGAAAUAGUGUUUCUUUGUGAUGGAAAUUCCCAUCUUCGAUACAAUAGACAAGCUCGAGAUGUUGACUAUCAUAUAUAUAUGCCGAAAGCGCUGCUCAUUUUUUAAAAUUCGUGUUCAGCUGAAAAUGAUUUGAAUAAUUGCAGCCAUGAAAUAAGAGUCUACUAAUUUUCUCUCCACAACAUUGUACUGAUAAGUAUGACGGAGUCAAUUUGAUCCUAUCGAAAGCAUUAAAUCAUCGAUUCGGUUUUGAAUUUUUUUUCAAUCAUCUACCAUUUCGAUUUAAAAAAGUUACGCAUUUUUGGAUAGUCAUUCAUUGUGGUUAUUGGACACAUAGUAGGCAUAUAUAUGGAUCCCUUUGUUAUUGGACACGUUCAGUGGACAUAACGAUCGUUUCAAUAUUUUGUUGUUGUUCUUGUUGUUAUUAUAUUUCGUCAUCAUUAUAAAAUCGCUUUUCUCUUCGAAUAUUGAACCAAUUGCUUUAAGCAAUUGCUUGCUUUUCAGUGAGUAAAGAUCAUAUUUUUCGCUAGAAGGCUAUUACUUUCAUUUAUCAAUGUAUUGUGCGCUAUUACGCCAUCAUAAUUUGCCACUAUGUGGCGCAACGUGUUCAUAUAUUUGAGCAUAGCUCUCUUGUUAUGUUUUUGUUAGAAUUUUUCUUCCUGCCACUUUUUAAAAAAUCGCUUCUCUCUCUUUUA